Molecule: messenger RNA, 3503 nt
Organism: Caenorhabditis angaria
Lineage: Eukaryota; Metazoa; Nematoda; Chromadorea; Rhabditida; Rhabditidae
Source: the annotation of a GenBank genome assembly
AUGAUUACAAGAAACAAAGGACAACCAAAAACUUCUUCGGAAGAAACUGCAGUUUCAAACAACAAAAGCACAAGAAGUUUGCGUGUUCGAACAAAUGCAACAAACUAUUUUCCGACUGAUGAAGAUGCUGAAGAAGAUGAAGUCGAUUUGAAAAGAAAGAGAAAUGAUAAAGAGAAUACUGAGGAUGAACCAGAAGAAAAGAAGACCACAUUGAAAGGAUCGAACCCAUUUGAGAGAUUUGAAGCUUUAUUGGACAGAACUAACAAUUUGUCAACACCUGUAACAAUGGAAGAUUUAAUGGCUUUGCAUGGUAAGUUAAUUCUGAAAAAAACAUUUGAGAAAUUAUUCAUUUUGAACGUUGUUUCAGAGAAUAACUUAACGAAGCAGAACAAAAAGUCGAUUGAGCAAUAUAAAAUGUUAUCUUCUGGUUAUGAUAAAUCUGCCACAUUUUAUGACGAAACUCCUGAAUUUAUGAAUGCUGUUAUGAGAGAUUAUCAAGUUGCUGGUUUGAAUUGGAUGCUCGCUUUGCAAAAAGCUGGAUUGAAUGGUAUUUUGGCAGAUGAAAUGGGUCUUGGAAAAACAAUUCAAACAAUUUCGUUGUUGGCACAUAAUAAAAUUGUCGAAAAAUCAGCAAGUCCUAACUUGGUUAUUGUACCAUUGACGACUUUAUUGAAUUGGAGAGAUGAAAUCGAGAGAUUUUGCCCAAAACUUCGCGUUUUUGUACUUCAUGGAACUAUGGAUGAACGUGAACAAUUGAUGAAAACACGUAUGCGAAAACAAGAUUUUGAUGUAUGUAUCAUUUCUUAUGAAACUGCAUUGAGAUUGACUACCAAAGCUUUUCGCGUUCAUUUUAAUUAUGUCGUUAUUGAUGAAGGACAACGGAUCAAAAAUGAAAAUGUUCGAGUAAGUUGAAAUAUCAGAAAGUUUAUUCAAUAUAAAUACGUAUUUCAUUCAAGCUCGCAAAAGGUGUUCGUACAUUCAAAUCAAAUCGUCGUCUUCUUCUUACUGGAACUCCUUUCAACAAUAAUGUUCAUGAAGUUUGGGCUCUUCUUAAUUAUUUGGCUCCAGCCAUUUUCACAGAUGCUUUGCAAUUCGAAGAAUAUUUCUCAAGUUAUAAUUUAUCAGUCGAUGUUGAUAUUGUCAAUCGAUUGCAUAGAAUUCUCAAUCCAUUUAUUCUGAGAAGAGUCAAAGCAGAUGUCGAAAAAAGUCUCUUACCAAAAAAGGAAUAUAAAAUUUAUGUUGGAUUCACCGAACUUCAAAAAAUUUGGUAUCAAAAAGUGUUGAGUAAGGAAGGAAUUGCUAUUAUGAAAAAAGAUGGAUCAACCAAAAUGAAAAAGUAAGUAAAUAUAUAAUUUUUUGAAACAUAUGUUUUAUUCAAUUUCAGAGUUGAACAUGUAAUGAUGGCACUACGAGAAGUUGCUAAUCAUCCAUAUAUGUUCCCAGCAGCUGAACCUUCUGGUCCACCAUUUAUCACUGAUGAAACCAUUGUUACCGCUUCUGGAAAAAUGAUGGUUCUUGACAAAAUGUUGGAAAAAUUCAAGUCCGAAGGAAGUCGUGUUUUAAUCUUUUCUCAAUUCACAAUGAUGCUUGAUAUUUUGGAAGAUUAUGCCAUUUAUAGAGAGUAAGUGUUACUUUUUUUUUCUUUUCAUUAUAUUUUUUUGGACUAAUUCCAGGUAUGAUUAUUGCCGAUUUGAUGGUCAAACAAACCACGAUGAAAGACAUGAAAUGGUCUCAGAGUUCAAUCAAGUAGGAUCGGAAAAGUUUGUUUUCUUGAUGUCGACAAGAUCAGGUGGAUUGGGUAUCAAUUUAGCAUCGGCUGAUAUUGUUAUCAUUUAUGAUUCUGAUUGGAAUCCUCAAAUGGAUUUUCAAGCAUGUGAUAGAGCUCAUAGAAUUGGGCAGAAGAAACAGGUAUUUUCAUAAUGUUUCUUCGAAAUAGAUAAACUUAUGAUUUUAUAGGUUCGAGUUUUUCGUUUGAUUUCUGAAAAGACUGUUGAUGACUAUAUUAUGGAAACAAAUGAGCAUAAAGUUCGACUUGGAAAUGUAGUUAUUCAAGAUAGAGAUGAGCAAAUGAGAGUGAAAAAAUCGAAAAAAGAUAUGGUUAAAAUGAUUAUGGAUGGAUCACAUAAAGUAUUAGCAGGAUCAAUUGAAACAAUUGGAGAUAUUGACAUCGAAAAAAUGUUGAAAGAAGCAGAAGAAAGAAGUGAAAAAGAAAAUCCAGAAAGAAUGAAGCUAUUCCAAAGUAAUGAACAAUAUUUGGUACAUAAUAAAUCAGAACAUCCACUUUAUGAAUAUUCGGGUAAAAAUCAUUGGGGUUUGUGGCCGAAAAAACCAGAUGUUGAGAUCUUCGAAGACAAAUUGAGAAUGAAUCGUAAAUUCCAACCGAUUGGAGAAAGAGCUGUUAGUUUUUUCUUUUCAUUUGUUACAACCUGAUUUGUUUUUUUUUUUUAGCUCACUCUUCUCGAAUUUUGGAAAAAUUUUGGAUUGGAAUUCCACGGAGGUCAAGUCUACAAUUAUAAAUUUUAUCCAAAAAGAUAUAUUGAAUUGUGCGAAAAGAAGUUGGCAUUUUUGCGUUCGAACAAUCAAAUUUUGCUUCUGAAAACAACCGACAAGUUGAAUUUGACUGUAAAAAGCAAAGUUGAUUUGACAGUUGAGGAAAUUCAAGAAAUGGAAAAAUUGAAAGAAGAAGCUGCUUGUAGAUGGAGUUGGUUCAAGUUUUUGGCGUUUGUUGGUGUAAGUUAUUCACUGUCGGAAACAAUUCGAUAUUUUUCAAAUUAUUCGUUUUAGAAUCUUCGAGGAAUCGACAAAAAUGAUUAUGCAAGUCUCGCGACAAAGUCAAACAGUAAUGAAGCGGAAAUCAAGAGAUACAUGGAAAUUAUGUGGGAAAGAUUGGACGAAUUGCCAAAUUCUGAUCAAAUCAAAGAAAAUGUCGAAGCUGUAAGUUUUUUUCAUAAAGAUCAUUUGAAAAUAUGACUAACCUAGUUUUUUUCAAAAUUUAACCUGAUAAAUAUUUUCCCUGACGUUUCCAUUUUGAUAAUUUCUAUUUUUUUUUAGUAUGAACGAACAUCCGGAACCAACAAGGACAUUGACCAAGUUUUGGCAAACGCAUGUGCAAUUUGUGAUCAACCAGAAAAACAAUUAUUUUUCGAUUACUCUUUGGAGAAUUGGGAUUUGGACGAUUUUGGUUUUCUUCCUGCUGAAGACAGGUUCGUUUUUAAUCAACGUUUCAAAAAAAGUGCGAAUACUUCAAAUGAAAUAAUCUUUACAGAUAUCUGAUCGCAACUCUGCAACAAAAACCAUUCCAUGUUGAUAAUAUUCAGGGAUUCUUUUUGAACGAAUUGGGAAUGAUUAGAAGUUCUUGGCCAAUGAGAUAUUAUCCCGUUCAUGUUAUCAAGAAAAGAUUCGAUUAUCUCAUUGAAAUAAUCAAAAAAGGAGGUGUUCGUAAAUUGGUUGAAGAACCAAUCAAACAAGAAGAAGUUUUACACGAUAGUGUUAACAAAAUUUAA